UAAACGGGCCUCCUCUCCUGCUCUAGAAGGGACUACAGCUGACUUAGUGAAGAUGUGUGACGAGGAGGAGACCACCGCCUUGGUGUGUGACAACGGCUCAGGCCUUGUCAAGGCAGGCUUUGCGGGAGAUGAUGCCCCCAGAGCUGUGUUCCCCUCCAUUGUUGGCCGUCCCCGUCAUCAGGGUGUGAUGGUUGGCAUGGGGCAGAAGGACAGCUAUGUUGGAGACGAGGCCCAAAGCAAGAGGGGCAUCCUGACCCUAAAGUAUCCCAUCGAGCACGGCAUCAUCACCAACUGGGACGACAUGGAGAAGAUCUGGCACCACACCUUCUACAAUGAGCUGCGCGUGGCCCCUGAGGAACACCCCGUUCUGCUGACAGAGGCCCCGCUGAACCCCAAGGCCAACAGGGAGAAGAUGACCCAGAUCAUGUUUGAGACCUUCAAUGUCCCGGCCAUGUAUGUGGCCAUUCAGGCUGUGCUGUCUCUCUAUGCCUCCGGCCGUACCACUGGUAUUGUACUGGAUGCUGGGGAUGGUGUGACCCACAAUGUGCCUGUCUAUGAGGGCUACGCAUUGCCCCACGCCAUCAUGAGGCUAGACCUGGCAGGCAGAGACCUGACUGACUACCUCAUGAAGAUCCUAACAGAGAGAGGCUACUCCUUCGUCACCACUGCCGAGAGAGAGAUUGUGCGCGACAUCAAGGAGAAGCUCUGCUACGUGGCCCUGGACUUUGAGAAUGAAAUGGCCACCGCUGCCUCCUCCUCCUCCCUGGAGAAGAGCUACGAGCUGCCCGACGGGCAGGUCAUCACCAUCGGCAACGAGAGGUUCCGCUGCCCAGAGACCCUCUUUCAGCCCUCCUUCAUUGGUAUGGAGUCAGCUGGUAUUCACGAGACCACCUACAAUGGCAUUAUGAAGUGUGAUAUCGACAUCCGGAAAGAUCUGUACGCCAACAACGUGCUCUCCGGCGGUACGACCAUGUACCCUGGUAUUGGUGACCGCAUGCAGAAAGAAAUCACAGCUCUCGCCCCCAGCACCAUGAAGAUUAAGAUGAUCGCCCCCCCAGAGCGUAAGUACUCUGUGUGGAUCGGAGGCUCCAUCCUGGCCUCCCUCUCCACCUUCCAACAGAUGUGGAUCAGCAAGGACGAGUACGAGGAGGCGGGGCCCUCCAUCGUCCACAGGAAGUGCUUCUAAACCACAUCCUCCCUGCGAGACCCACCCCCUUCCGGAACUCAGCUGUCGCACGCUCCUUCUCUCGCUGGCUGUGUACGAAACUGCAUACCUAACAUACUACUACUACAUUUCAAAACCAGCCUGAAAUUUUGUAUGGGUAGUAUGCUGGUAUG
Molecule: messenger RNA, 1338 nt
Organism: Conger conger (European conger)
Lineage: Eukaryota; Metazoa; Chordata; Actinopteri; Anguilliformes; Congridae
Product: actin, alpha cardiac muscle 1-like
Exons: 9
Coding region: 53-1186 (377 amino acids)
Source: RefSeq, a predicted model, not a curated record